Messenger RNA from Coregonus clupeaformis (lake whitefish), 1056 nucleotides. RefSeq names its product myelin-associated glycoprotein-like. Bases 431 to 1027 code for a protein of 198 amino acids. The record is from RefSeq and is a predicted model, not a curated record. The transcript is spliced from 3 exons. NCBI's taxonomy places the organism in Eukaryota, Metazoa, Chordata, Actinopteri, Salmoniformes, Salmonidae.
CCCUUGGGAAGAAUUGACAAGGAGAAUUUCAAUUUAUGUAAUACAGUAUCCCAUUAUUUACCCUAAUGAUAGCUAUAGCUUCUUCUAGAUUACAAUUAUAGUGCUGAAAGGACAGACCCAAGAACUAGUGGAUGCACACCUCAAAAGAACUGCAAUAACUGUUCUCUUCUCUUUGCUGAUUUCAGGCUCUCCAGACCCCCCCUCUCUGUCAGUGAGGGAGGAGGUGAAGGUGGGGGAGGAGGUAUCUGCCUCCUACUCUGUGUCUCACUCCUGCCCAUCUGAUCCCCCUCUCCUCACCUGGAGCCACUCCGGAACACCCAGUGUCCAAUCACAGCAGCUGACCAACGGCCAGUGGGAAGUGACAUCAUCCCUGACCUUUACCCCCAGCAUCACUGAUCACAACCAGUCUCUUGUCUGCACAGCAGCGUACAUGGGAGGGAAGACAGUGAAAAUGUCUAAAAUACUCAAUGUCAAAUAUGCCCCAGUGGAUGUGAAGGUUGAGGGAGUGUCCAGUGUGAAGGAGGGAGACUCUGUAGAGCUGAGAUGCUCCAGUGACAGUAACCCUGCUGCCCACAGCUACCGCUGGCACAACAGCAGAGGGCCUCUGCCCACCACGGGACCUACCAUCACACUGGAGAAUGUGACCAGACUCACUGAAGCCCUCUUCUGCACUGCCAUCAACACAGUGGGACGAGGUCAAUCCAGCCCACUGAAACUCAAUGUAGAGUACCCCCCUGAGAUCAAAGUGGGCUCUGCAUGCACAUUAGACAUCUCCAUGGUAACCUGUCUGUGCAUUGUGGAUUCGGAGCCCCCCGGCACUGUGGAGUGGUCUCUUCCAGCAGGGCCCCUGCCCAGUACCAGGGUGGAGAGGCAUGGGUCAGUUACCAUGGUGACCCUACAGAGGGCACUAGGCUUCUCAGAGACCAUCCACUGCAAUGCCAGCAACACACAGGGCAAUGCCACCUUGUCCUUCACUGUGCCCACAAAUGGUAAGGGAAACAGUGGAGGGAAGUGUAUCAAUAAUUAAUUAUUAUUAUGCUAUAUUUAUAUCAUAAG